AUGGUAUUAACACACCAAACAAGAUUAUCCGCUUCACAAGAUGACAGCUUUCCGACAACGCAGCUUUUUCUCCUAGCAAUAUGUCGGGUCGCUGAGCCCAUUGCCUUGACCUCCAUCUUUCCCUACUCAUGGGUGAUGGUCAAGGAUUUUAACAUGGCUAGUGGCAAUGAUGCCUCUUUCUAUGCUGGUGUCCUGAUCUCGGCUUUCUCCCUCGCUGAAGCCCCCACGGGGAUGUUCUGGGGUAGCCUCUCAGAUAGACUGGGACGAAAACCAGUUCUUCUCUCUGGUUGCUUUGGAACAAUGCUCUCUCUUAUUCUAGUGGGACUGGCUCCCAAUUUCUGGAUUGCAUUGAUAGGGCGCGCCUUGGGCGGGGCUCUCAAUGGCAAUAUUGGAGUUAUCCAGACCAUGGUUGGAGAGUUGGUUAAACGCCCAGAGCAUGAACCCCGCGCAUAUGCCGUGAUGCCUUUUGUGUGGUCUAUUGGGACUAUCAUUGGACCUGCGAUUGGAGGUCUGUUAGCAAGACCAGCGGACAGCUUUCCUUCCCUCUUCCCUCAAGAUGGGCUUUUUGGACACUUCCCAUACCUAUUGCCCAACUUAGUCUGUUCUUUCCUACUUCUCUUGAGUAUCAUUGGCAGCUGGCUGUUCCUUCAAGAGACCCAUCCGGAUCUCCAGCCUGAGAUUCGCCAUCAAUUCUUUGAACAUGCCUCGGUAGAACAAUCUCUACUGGCCACUUCGGGUGCAACCGCCAAUGCAGGUGUUGAUCUACGUGCCGACUCAUAUGGUACAUUUAACGAGGUCAGCUUAUGUCGAGACAGCGCUUGGGAUGACCAGACUGGUGAAGGGUGUCGUACCUGGAAGAAAUCAUUCAAGCCCAAGGCAUUUACGUGGAAGGUUACGAUGCUGGUCAUUGCUUUAGCGAUCUUCACCUACCACUCGAUGACAUACGACCAUCUUCUCCCAAUCUUCUUGCAAGACAAGACCACACGAGACCUUUCAGCCGCUUCAUCUUCUCCUUUGAAUAUCCCAAGUGGCUUGGGUAUUUCCACUCGGACUGUCGGUGUGAUCAUGUCUACGGAUGGUAUAAUCGCACUAGUCAUCCAAAGCGUCAUCUUCCCUGCGCUGGCCCAUUGGCUCGGAGUAUGGCGACUCUUCAUUCUAGUAACGGUUUUCCAUCCGAUCGCAUAUUUCAUGGUUCCGUUCCUGGUAUUUCUACCACAACACCUUACAUUCAUUGGCAUCUACGCCAGUCUGGUCGUUCGCAACAUUCUGUCGAUCAUCGCCUAUCCCGUGCUAUUGAUUCUCAUCAAGCAGGCUAGCCCAUCAGACUCUGUGAUGGGUAAAAUCAAUGGCCUUGCUGCAUCGGCCGGUGCAGCCUCUCGCACUAUUGCACCUCCCCUUGCAGGUUUCCUGUACAGUGCUGGUGCGGAUAUUGGUUGUACUGGGAUUGCUUGGUGGGGAAGCAGUCUUGUUGCGCUGUUUGGAGCGUUGCAGAUUUGGUUUAUUCAGCGCAAGCCACGCUCUUGGGAAAAUGUGAAGCUUGGUGCUUCAUGA
Messenger RNA from Penicillium malachiteum, 1551 nucleotides. Its product is annotated as MFS transporter. Gene Ontology annotation, molecular function: transmembrane transporter activity. The transcript has 4 exons. Lineage: Eukaryota; Fungi; Ascomycota; Eurotiomycetes; Eurotiales; Aspergillaceae. The coding region runs from base 1 to 1551 and encodes 516 amino acids. Gene Ontology annotation, biological process: transmembrane transport. The record is from RefSeq and is a predicted model, not a curated record.